AUGUUCGACCUCGGCAUCUACGAGCGCCCCAACAUGCUCUCGCUCCACGGCAUCGAGCGCGGCACCUUCGGCAUGCGCGCCUUCCUCGAGCGGCCGGUCGCCGACGGCCUCGUCGACGAGAAACACGAGCACUCAUCGUCUGACCCCGAGCCGACAAACACGACUUGUGAAGCGGGCAAGAACUCGGCGUCGCUGACGGAACACUUGUCUACGUCCGAGGCGCUCAAGGCUCUCGCGCACGACGAAGGCUCCGUGCACGUGGGCAAGCAUGCGCCGCCGAUCGACCGGGUGGCGCUCCUGCGCGACGGGCCCAAGGCGUGGAAGCGCGUGGGCGUCCGCGACAUGUCGCUGCGCACCGUCACGGAACGGUUGGAGCUCAUCAGCAAGUUGCGGGACGACGUGGUGAAACGGGGCUGGCGGUACACGGUGCUGCAGGUGUGGACGGAGGAGGAGAUGGGGGACUGGCUUUUUGGUGAGUUGCUUUAUCCGCCGGAAAAGAGGGCGGGGAGAGGAGGGGGUGGUGGUGUGGAGGCCGGCAGUAAAGGGCAUGAGCUGAAGGUGCAGAUUGAGGCGCUGGUCAAGGUAUUGACAACGAGGGGCGCGUGGUUGGACUUCAGUCUGCCGAGGGAGAGGCUGUUGUUCAGCCAGAAUUUGUACGCGAAGGAGGCGGCGAGUGAUGGAAGCGGCGUGGAUGCGAUGGGUUUGAGGCCCGAGAUCAAGAGGAGAUGGGGCCUGAUUCAGCUGUUGUUGUCGGUGGAACUGGUGUUGAGGUUGGACGCGGCCUUGAGGCUGGGCGUUGCGAGUCACAGUGAGAAGGUGGAAGUCAGCAGUGUGGAGAUCCACCAUUUCAACCGGUUGAGGAACCUGAAGGUUGAUUGGGACUUCGUGGUGGCGAGGAGAUGGUUGGAUCUGUGCUAUGUGAGGAAAGUGCCCAAGAAUGAGGUCGGCGGUGCGCCGCCGGCGGUGGAGACGCCAGCGGACGCGUCGCCGCCCCCCAAAAGUCACCACGGGCAGAAGGAGGGGGGCUUCUUUGGGAGGUUCAAGGAGACGUUGCACAUUCGAGACAAAGAGAAGGAGGAGGAUAGCUGGCCGUACGACUGCGCGGUGCUGCCUCGGCAGCCGAGCGUCAUGGCCGACGGGCUUCUACGCUUUGCGGAGGACAUUGGCUGGGACGCCGACGCGGUAGAGCAUAUAAGGAGACAACUAGCGGAGAAGUUGUGUGACAAGACGCUGGAGCAGAGGGAGGAGAUGCUCGCUCGUGGGACCGAGGCGCUCGACCACCCUCACGUCGCGCAACACCACAAGGACAAGAGCAAGGUGGAGCUCAAGGCCGCGGGAGAGCAUACCCUGGGCGGGCCGUUGACUCAUACGUGGCUAGGGGGUUUGAUCAUACCGGGCUACUUCGCGUGCGAUUUGCUCAUGUGCGCGCUACUGGAGAGUGAUACCAAGCAAAUGGCGGUGGAGAAACUGGGUAACAUGGCACAUCCCAGAUCUGGGUUCGUCCUCAACAGCAGAAGCUGGUGGAGCAAAUUGUGCGUCGUGGGGGUGGUCCUCGCUGACGCGGACAAUGCGGUGGAAAGAAUGGGCUGGAUCGGUCUACCGACGCCGCUGAGCCCGCACGAUCAUGAGACAGGGCAGGCUUUGGGCGAUGGAUGGUGGUUGAUAGUGUCUAAGGAUGUGCCGAGAUUGAGGAAUGGCGAACGCAUCCUCGAUGGAGACGAUAUGGCCAAAGAGAGCAGUACGUUGGGAGUUGGGAAAGGCCACAUCAUGGCGAGCGAGUUUGGCAUGCUCACCGACCAUGCUUUCAACGGCAUGGAGAGGAUGGAGGUGACAAACCUGCGGUUGAUUCUGAAGUGGCUGCCGCAGCCGCAGCAGCAGCAGCCGGGCGACCGUGACCAGCCAUACGAGGCAGCCGUCAGUGCGAGCGUGGCGCGCGAAGGCGCAGGUGAGCAUGCUCGGAAGCACAAGCUGCUGCCGCUGAGAUAUAGUGUGCGCUUCGUUGGGGGCCAUCCGUGCCGACCUCCUCACGGGCACGCGAAGCAAGCGAAGCAAGCCUCACCACAGGACUCGGGCGACAAGUUACAACCUCUGGCGGCGCCCAAGCACCUGGAGCACCUUCCGGCGCACCCACUGCACAAGUCAUACAAGUACUCACUACGUUCGAUCGAAGAGGUCAUCGAUCUGGGUCCCGGCGACGAGCUCACGCUGCCCAACCCCACGGACAAGGAGGCGAGCCCGGUAUGGGUGAUUGAUGCCCGAGGAGGCUGGCAACGGGAAACUUUGGUGAGGGCCUGGUGUGCGAGUGUUGGGAGGCACGCUAUCGUUAGCCGGGUGGGAGUAGGAUGCAUUGCUUGUGCUGUCAGAGAGGCGCGUGCACUCGAGAUUGGUGUCAUUAUCAGGGUUGAAGCAUGA
Molecule: messenger RNA, 2412 nt
Organism: Cyphellophora europaea CBS 101466
Lineage: Eukaryota; Fungi; Ascomycota; Eurotiomycetes; Chaetothyriales; Cyphellophoraceae
Exons: 1
Coding region: 1-2412 (803 amino acids)
Source: RefSeq, a predicted model, not a curated record